Molecule: messenger RNA, 501 nt
Organism: Monosiga brevicollis MX1
Lineage: Eukaryota; Choanoflagellata; Craspedida; Salpingoecidae
Exons: 2
Coding region: 1-501 (166 amino acids)
Source: RefSeq, a predicted model, not a curated record
AUGACCAAGAUCGUCCAAAAAGGAGAUCAAGGUCCAAGCGCGGGGGUGGAGUGGGCCGCGAUCAAAAGGGACACGCGAGAGGCAGCAGGAGACAGCAGCAGGGAGGAGGAGAAGAAGGAGGAGGAGAAGGAGGAGGAGGAGGAGGAGGAAGAGGAGGAAGAAGAGGAAGAAGAGGAAGAAGAGGAAGAAGAGGAGAAAGAAGAGGAAGAAGAGGAGGAAGAAGAGGAGGAGGAAGAAGAGGAAGAAGAGGAGGAAGAAGAGGAGGAGGAAGAAGAGGAAGGGGAGGAGGAGGAAGAAGAGGAAGGGGAGGAGGAGGAAGAAGAGGAAGGGGAGGAGGAGGAAGAAGAGGAAGGGGAGGAGGAGGAAGAAGAGGAAGGGGAGGAGGAGGAAGAAGAGGAAGGGGAGGAGGAGGAAGAGGACGGGAGGGCGGGAGGAGCCGAGCACGAGGAGGAGUUGUUUGGUUGUGAAGCACAAACAACUCCUCCCUUUCUUACAUGUUAA